AUGCCACAAGAAGACAUCGUGGCUUACGCACGUGACGCCGCCGGUCGCGGCGUCGACCUUUUCGCCCUGCUCGGCACCGACUCAACAGCAACAGAGGCCGAGAUCCGCCGCGCCUUCCGCCGGAAAGCGUUAACCGCCCACCCGGACAAGGCGGGGAAGUCAUACGACCCAGCCUUGUACGAAGGGCUCGAGCGCGCGCGCGAUGUGCUCGUCGACCCGACGGCCCGCGAGGCCUACGACAGCUGCAUGCGCGCCGCGCUGCAAAAGAAGAUGCAGCUGGAGCAGAUGUCGGAGCGGAGGCGGCAGCUUGUCGAGGAUCUGGAGCGGCGCGAGGAAGAGGCCAGGCGCGCCAGGCACGGCGAUUCCAAGUCAAGAGGCCCGGACCCGGAGAGAGCGGCCAUGGCUGCGCGAGGCCGAGCCAAGUUGGAGGAGUGGAUGCGGCUGCGGAGGGAGGCUGAGAGGGAGGCUGAGGAGCGGGAGCGCCUGGCGAGGGGUGAGGAGGUGGCCACGGCGGCAUCUACGGACAACAAGCCAUCGCAGACUUCUGCGGAGGACCAGCCAGCUGCAUUCCGGACACCACAGGACGACCAUCGCACACCAUCACCGACCGCUGAGGAGCUUGACAACCGGAUCGCCGAGCUGGAGGGGCGUUUGAAGGAGGCACAACAGCACAAGGCCAUAAAGCGGGAGCGAAAGGCCGAGGAGAAACGAGACAGGGCCGAGAAGAAAGCGAAGAAGGCCGAGACAACACUUCCACGAGGGUCUCGAUGGGCAUCGGCCUCAGGUAGCCCUCCAUCACCUUCCACAACAGCAGGGCCGCGGGCUGACGAAGACGGGCGCCCUCAACCCGUCACAACCCCGCCAUCGUCUGGCCAGACGUCGACUGGCGGAGUUUCCAGAGCACGCGACGGCUUUGCGUCCGUUAUGGCCAGGUUACGGGCUGCGCAAGCGGCAAGGAACGAGGAAAGGAGGAGCAGGGCCGAAGCAGAGCGGCGCCCACUGGCUGACGAAGACACGGUACCCAAGCCCCCGGAAACCAGGCCGUCCACAUCCCCGGGGCUGCCGCCGGUGCCGAAUGAUGGUGUCAAUUAG
Parathielavia appendiculata is the source of this 1092-nucleotide messenger RNA. RefSeq lists its product as uncharacterized. The coding region runs from base 1 to 1092 and encodes 363 amino acids. NCBI's taxonomy places the organism in Eukaryota, Fungi, Ascomycota, Sordariomycetes, Sordariales, Chaetomiaceae. Gene Ontology annotation, cellular component: spliceosomal complex. The transcript has a single exon. The record is from RefSeq and is a predicted model, not a curated record. Gene Ontology annotation, biological process: spliceosomal complex disassembly.